AUGGUGGGCGUGCCACACAGCAAAGGCUGCUCUCUAUGUCGAGAGCGACGGAUCAAAUGCGACGAGGCCGUCCCAGAAUGCGGCCAGUGCCGCAAAUACGGACGCGCCUGCCCGGGCUACCGUCGUGUAUUUCGCUUCCAGGACGAAGGCCCCAAUCUCACCAAGCGCCACAAGUCCAGCCGACAGACCACGGUCGCGAGACCGACCCGCCCUACGCAAUAUACGUUCGUGCACGAUGACUCCGCUGUUGCGGCCGAUGUGGUGCGGGAUAAUGCGAUCGCGCUAAUGCGCCAGCAAUCGAUGUAUGGGGGGUGGGAUGAGAAGGUCACACCGUCGCUGGUGCGGAAGACCUUUCGUGCUGCGCAGCCACAGUUAUUCCUGGACUUUAUCAGCGCGGCAUUUCCGACCCUCUACUAUCACAAUCGGUUCCGCUCGGGGGAUGGGGCGGGGUUUGCGGAAUACAUCAUUAUGAAUUAUGGUCAGCAUGCCUUCAUGGAUUCAGCGAUAUGCUGCUUGACAUCGGUAUACCUGGCCCGAUUGACCAAAGACCCAGCACUGGCCAGGUCAAGUCGGCAGAUGUAUUCCAAGGCGUUGGGCGAGGUCAUAAGGGCGAUUUCGAAACCGGAGCAAGCCCAAUCAGAUAAUAUGCUGUGCACGUCUAUUAUCCUGAGUGUGUUCGAGAUGUUUGCGAAAACCACACCCGACGCCUGGGUUGUCCAUUCGGAUGGCGCGAAGCGGCUAAUGAUCAGUCGAGGACCGGCAGCACACGAGUCCGGCCUCGGUAGGUUCUGUUGGUACGCCUUCCGCGGAUUCUUCAUCGCCACCGCAGUUCACGAAGGCAAAGCCUGCUUCCUAGACGAGGAGGAAUGGCAAUCAUAUGCCGCCAAAGUCAGAGCUGAAGACUGCCAGAAGCCUGGCGAGUGGUCUGCCUAUGCCGAGAUCUCCGAUCUGUCGUAUAUGGAAAUCGCAAAGUGUCCGCGCUAUAUCAUGGAAACUCGGGAAUUGCUCGCAAGCCCGACGGACCCAGAUCCAAAUGCCAUUCUCGACAUCCUCCGUCGUAUUCGCGAUACAUCAAAUUUGCUACACACGCUCAUGGCCGAGCUGCAGGUUUGUCUCACUGCACACAGCGAGCGGCAGCAAGGCAUAGUCCAACGGCCUGGGUCCUUCGUUGGACCCAUCCCGCCCGCUUUCCCAGACACGGGCCCUGCACACCUUCUCAGUGGUGCUGCAAGUAUGCAGCAGACGUUACAACAGCUGUCCGAACGUCUCGAGGAUCGCUUGCGCUUCAACCUGGUAGACGAGCAGUCUCCAGGAUCUGUCGACUCGCCCAGCGAUAGUAGUUCAUGCUACACUGCGUCGUCGAGUAGUUCCAAGAGUGGCACAUUGCCAUUCCGAAUUCAUUCACAGCUCGAGAGUGGUCCGAAUGAGGCAUCUGAUCCGCAUGAUCCACAUGCAGCAAUCUGGCUGGACCGUCUAGCGUCUUCGAUGGGUGUAUUAGGCACCAAAGUGCUGCCAGCCGAGACGGACGGCUCGCGUUCAUCCCCCCAGAUAUCAUAA
Molecule: messenger RNA, 1557 nt
Organism: Penicillium olsonii
Lineage: Eukaryota; Fungi; Ascomycota; Eurotiomycetes; Eurotiales; Aspergillaceae
Source: the annotation of a GenBank genome assembly